Symphalangus syndactylus (siamang) is the source of this 1167-nucleotide messenger RNA. It is a transcript of the gene NSA2, whose product is annotated as NSA2 ribosome biogenesis factor. The record is from RefSeq and is a predicted model, not a curated record. Lineage: Eukaryota; Metazoa; Chordata; Mammalia; Primates; Hylobatidae.
CGGCGGUGUACCGGCCAAAUGCCGCCUGCCAGCAACUUCCAUCCUCCUAGCUAAAAGCGGAAAACAGAGGCUCGGAACCGCUGCGUGGUUCUUGCUCUUCACUCGGCCGUUUUAAAGGGUGACCCUUUCCUGUCCCGGCCUGCGUGGCGUGGGCUUGUGGGUCUUUGAGACCCGAAAAGUGAGAGCGUUUUCGCACCCCAGGGGCUGCUCCUGGCGGCUCUGCGGCCGUCACCAUGCCACAGAACGAAUAUAUUGAAUUACACCGUAAACGCUAUGGAUACCGUUUGGAUUACCAUGAGAAAAAGAGAAAGAAGGAAAGUCGAGAGGCUCAUGAACGUUCAAAGAAGGCAAAGAAAAUGAUUGGUCUGAAGGCUAAGCUUUACCAUAAACAGCGUCAUGCUGAGAAAAUACAAAUGAAAAAGACUAUCAAGAUGCAUGAAAAGAGAAACACCAAACAAAAGAAUGAUGAAAAGACUCCACAGGGAGCAGUACCUGCCUAUCUGCUGGACAGAGAGGGACAAUCUCGAGCUAAAGUACUUUCCAAUAUGAUUAAACAGAAACGAAAAGAGAAGGCGGGAAAAUGGGAAGUCCCUCUGCCUAAAGUACGUGCCCAGGGAGAAACAGAAGUAUUAAAAGUUAUUCGAACAGGAAAGAGAAAGAAGAAGGCAUGGAAGAGGAUGGUUACUAAAGUGUGCUUUGUUGGAGAUGGCUUUACAAGAAAACCACCUAAAUAUGAAAGAUUCAUCAGGCCAAUGGGCUUGCGUUUCAAGAAAGCCCAUGUAACACAUCCUGAACUGAAAGCCACCUUUUGCCUACCAAUACUUGGUGUAAAGAAGAAUCCCUCAUCCCCACUGUAUACAACUUUGGGUGUUAUUACCAAAGGUACUGUCAUUGAAGUAAAUGUGAGUGAACUGGGCCUUGUGACGCAAGGAGGCAAAGUUAUUUGGGGAAAAUAUGCCCAGGUUACCAACAAUCCUGAAAAUGAUGGAUGUAUAAAUGCAGUCUUACUGAUUUGACAGCAACUUCAUAUAUAAUUAUUGAGGACUACACACCAAUUGAAAAAACUGCCAUUACUGUGAUGUUUCUGAAUACUACCAAACAGCCAUACAUGUCUACAAUGAAGAGAUUUAUUAAAUUGUAAACAUUAAAAUGGUCCAGUUUUAUAAA